This is a messenger RNA of Callithrix jacchus (white-tufted-ear marmoset), 926 nucleotides long. NCBI's taxonomy places the organism in Eukaryota, Metazoa, Chordata, Mammalia, Primates, Cebidae. The record is from RefSeq and is a predicted model, not a curated record.
UAGCCGAGUUCCCCCAGCCUCCCGGUGCCACACGCUGGGCUGAGGUUACGGCUCACUUCGCUGCCAGGCUGGGCGCACAGGGCCGGCGGGUGGUGUUGGUCACGUCUGGCGGCACCAAGGUCCCACUGGAGGCGUGGCCCGUGCGCUUCUUGGACAACUUCAGCAGCGGGCGGCGCGGUGCAGCCUCCGCUGAGGCCUCCUAGCCACCGGCCACUGGGUUCUGUUCUUGUAUCGCGCUCGCUCUGCCUUCCGCUAUGCCCUCCGCUUCCCACCCCAGACUUGGCUGUCGGCUCUGCGGCCUUCAGGCUCGGGCCAUUCAGGCUUGCUGAGCCUGGAGGUGGAGGAGAAUGGACUCCCGGGUUUUGCUGAGGCUCUGCGGAGCUACCAGGAGGCUGCGGCUGCAGGCACCUUCCUGGCGGUAGAGUUCACCACUUGGGCGGACUAUUUGCAUCUGUUGCAGGCUGCGGCCCAGGCACUCAGUCCGCUAGGCCCUUCUGCGAUGUUUCACCUGGCUGCGGCCGUGUCAGAUUUCUAUGUUCCUGUCUCUGAAAUGCCUGAACACAAGAUCCAGUCAUCUGGGGGCCCACUGCAGAUAACAAUGAAGAUGGUGCCAAAAAUGCUUUCUCCUUUGGUUAAAGAUUGGGCUCCCAAAGCGUUUAUGAUUUCCUUUAAGUUGGAGACUGACCCCUCCAUUGUAAUUAGUCGAGCUCGGAAGGCUUUGGAAAUUUAUCAGCAUGAAGUGGUUGUGGCUAAUAUCCUCGAGUCACGACAGUCCUUUGUGUUCAUUGUAACCAAAGAUUCGGAAACCAAGUUACCGCUAUCAGAGGAAGAAAUAGAAAAAGGCAUAGAGAUAGAAGAGAAGAUAGUCGAUAAUCUUCAGUCUCCACAAACAGCUUUUAUAGAUGACAAAAACUGAAGUAAAAAGC